Molecule: messenger RNA, 1818 nt
Organism: Ceratosolen solmsi marchali
Lineage: Eukaryota; Metazoa; Arthropoda; Insecta; Hymenoptera; Agaonidae
Gene: Su(H)
Product: recombining binding protein suppressor of hairless
Exons: 1
Coding region: 111-1664 (517 amino acids)
Biological process (GO): regulation of transcription by RNA polymerase II
Cellular component (GO): nucleus
Molecular function (GO): RNA polymerase II cis-regulatory region sequence-specific DNA binding; DNA-binding transcription activator activity, RNA polymerase II-specific
Source: RefSeq, a predicted model, not a curated record
GAAAUUGAGGAGGGAUGCGCCACGAUGAGCAAACCCUGUGAAACGGAAGGAGCAAAGGUUUAGAUGUCCAGCAAGACUCGUCCCUCCUGGGAAAAGACAAGCCAGCAAUAAUGCCACACAGCCAGUACGGCUUACCGACUAUGGCGCACGGGCUGCAGUCGCCUCCGUCCCCGACGGCCGUUAUGUCGGCUUAUCCGCGUUUCGGUAGCGUCUAUCGGCCCGAACAUCAGCAACAGUCACAGGAACAACGGCUGAGCCGCGAGGCCAUGAAACACUAUCUCUCGGAGCACAAGCGCACCCAGGGCAAGGCCGACAUGGUCGUCGUCAUCCUCCACGCGAAGGUCGCCCAAAAGUCCUACGGCAACGAGAAGCGCUUCUUCUGCCCACCGCCGUGCAUCUACCUCAAGGGCAACGCCUGGUCCAUGAGGCAGGAGCAGAUGCGCAGGGACGGCGAGUCCGAGCAGUCGACGCAGCUCUGCGCGUUCAUCGGCAUCGGCAACUCGGACCAGGACAUGCAGCAGCUCGACCUCAACAACGGCAAGCAGUACUGCGCCGCCAAGACCCUCUACAUAUCCGACUCGGACAAGCGCAAGCACUUCAUGCUCUCGGUUAAGAUGUUCUACGGCAACGGCCACGACAUCGGCGUGUUUCACAGCAAGCGCAUCAAGGUCAUAUCGAAGCCCUCGAAGAAGAAGCAGAGCUUGAAGAACGCGGACCUCUGCAUCGCGAGCGGCACCCGGGUCGCCCUCUUCAACCGACUGCGCUCCCAGACGGUCAGCACUCGCUACCUCCACGUCGACAACAACAACUUCCACGCGAGCUCGACGCAGUGGGGCGCCUUUACGAUCCACCUCCUCGACGACAACGAGAGCGAGUCCGAGGAGUUUCAAGUGCGCGACGGCUACGUCCAUUACGGUAGCACCGUGAAGCUCGUCUGCUCCGAGACGGGGAUGGCGCUGCCACGGCUGGUCAUACGCAAGGUCGACAAGCAGAUGGCGAGCCUCGAGGCCGACGAUCCCGUGUCACAGCUGCACAAGUGCGCCUUCUAUAUGAAGGACACCGACCACAUGUAUCUCUGCCUGUCGCAGGAGCGAAUUAUUCAGUUCCAGGCGACGCCCUGCCCCAAGGAGGCCAACAAAGAGAUGAUCAACGACGGGGCAUGCUGGACGAUAAUUAGCACCGACCGGGCCGAGUAUACGUUUUACGAGGGCAUGGGCCCGGUACGCUCGCCGGUCACCCCGGUGCCCCUGGUCCACAGUCUCAAUCUCAACGGCGGCGGCGACGUGGCGAUGCUCGAGCUCACCGGCGACAACUUCACGCCGAAUCUCCAGGUGUGGUUCGGCGAUGUCGAGGCCGAGACCAUGUACAGGUGCCAGGAGAGCAUGCUCUGCGUUGUCCCGGACAUUUCGCAGUUCCGGGGCGAGUGGCUCUGGAUACACCAGCCGACCCAGGUCCCGGUAUCCCUCGUCCGUAACGACGGCAUCAUCUACGCGACGGGGCUGACCUUCACCUACACACCGGAGCCAGGCCCGAGACAGCAUUGCUUGCCGGCCAAUGAGAUCAUGAGGACACCGAGGACGAUGGGCCACGGCCAGGCGGCCAUGCAGCCGGCCAUCGCCGAUGUACCCUGGAACCAUCAUCAGCCUCCCCAGCCAGGUCUCUGAUACAGCCCGGACGACUGGGGUCUUAACCGUAACGAGGACGUCCUCUCGGACGAACAGGACGCUAUGGUCUUUGAUGAGCCGGCGAUGGUCUUGGAGAUGGACGUGGAUGCGACCACGGACGGUGGUGACAACGGUGGCGGUGGCGGCGGCGGCG